CUAGCCACUUCCGCUUGGAAACGAAACCCGAACGAGCACGCUCUUUUGCCUGUCGGCUACUAAUUACUGGAUAUAUGCUGUUUUAAGACAUAUUAAUUAGAAUUGUUUAAAGACAUUCUGUUGUUAUAAACUGGAAAUGGACAAUCCUAUUAUGCAGGGGUCAACAAAAAAAUAUGACAUUCCACUUGCACAUCUGGACUUCAGUUACAUCAGACAGUGCAAAGAUGUCAAAGAGCUGGAGAAGAUAUACAGAAUUCUGAAGUCCAAUGAGGAAGGUUAUUUCCCAGAUCUGGAGAAGUGUUGUGAAGAAAAAAUAUUGGAACUUAAUCCUAACAGUCGAUUGCUCAGAAAGGAGACUCCUCUCUUCACUAAAAGAGAUCUGGAUCUGGAUGAAAGACAGCAAAUUGAUGAAGAUGUUAAGACCUGGUCCAGUGACAUGAAGAUGAUGGAGGGAAAUGUUGCUGGUGGCAUCGCUUCUGGCACAGAUUAUGUACCUGAUCUACCGCCUGUUCGCUCAGGAACCAUAACUCUCACAGCAGAAGGGGCAAAGAGUAGUAAGCCAGCUGGCCAAUCAAACAAAAGGGUGACACCCAGAGAUUACAGAGAAUGGGAUAAGAUCAAUGUAGACAAGGAGCUAGAAAAGGUGGAUGAAGAUGACAAGAAGAAGAAGGAGAGGACAUUUGUGGGCAAUAAGGAAGUAAUUAAUCUGGAGGACACAUUGGACCCUACAGGGCUCACAGAGGCAGAGAAGCUGGUGAAGGCAAACAGAGAAAAAGACAAGGGCAAUGAGGCGUUCCGGUCCAAUGACUUCAAGGAGGCUGUGACGUACUACUGCAGAAGUAUCUGCCUGCUCCCCACUGCUGCUUCAUACAACAACAGGGCUCUUGCACACUUGAAACUGUCACAGUGGCAUGAGGCAAUAUCGGAUGUGAAUACUGUGUUGAAAAUGGAACCAGACAAUGUUAAAGCCCUUAUGAGACGUGGCACAGCCUACAAAGGCCUGAAGAUGUUUGAAAAGGCCAGGCAAGACCUGGAGAUUGUAGUCAGCAAAGAACCAAAUAACAAAAAGGCACAGGAGGCAUUAGCAGAAAUAACCAAAGCAAAAGAAGAGAAGAAGAAAACAGGCAGAAGAAUGCAGAUUGAAGAAGUUGAUGAAGCCGAGGAUCAAGAAAAAUAUACUUCCAAGGGAGUUAAUCAAUCCCAAAAGGGAGAGAAUCAUAUUGGAAAGGGAGAUCACUUGACAAAUGCUGGAAAUGUCAAUGGUCUUAAUGAAGCUAAGAAGCCUGCUAGAAGAAUGAAAAUUGAAGAAGUUGAGGAUGACGAUGAUAAGAACAAUGAAAUUGAAAAUCAUGGAGAGAGGAACAAACUGAAUGGAAAUGCAGAAACUAGGUUUGAGUGCACAGAAUAUACAAUCGCAAACAAUAACAGUCAAAGAGCAAAAGAUAUAUGGAAUGAAGAUGAAGUGACUAAAAGUAAUGACAAUGCAAUUACCGGAGUUCCAAUUGUAGAACAAGAGUUGGUAGCUAGUGAUAUGGCGAUAAAUAAAUCAAACAGUGCACAUCAGAUGGCAAAUGGUUCAGUUGAAAUGACAAAUGGUGAACAAAAGACUGAAAGCAAUCAGAGAAGUGGUUCUCCUGUUGAAAUAAAACCAGAUAUAAAUAUGUCAGAGACUUUUGACAGUGAGUCAAAAGAGAACAAGGAUUCAGUAUUAGCGGAUAAUGGGGUGAAUGAUGAUGACAGCAAAACUCCAGAAGUUCAGUCUGAUAAAACAGAAGACAAUGAUGUGGAUGAAUUUGCAGAUAAUGAAGGUGUUGAGAAUGAUAAAAAGGCAAAGCCAGAGCCAGUAGUUCAGCAUGUGAAGCGUCCUGUGUUCUACAUGACAGAUUAUCCACUGGACUGCCUGAAUCUGAAGGAAGAAGCCACCACCCUGUUCAGGAGCGGUCAAUAUGGGGACGCUGCUAAGGUGUACGGAAACAUUAUUGACAUUUUAGAAAAAGCACCAGACCAGCAGGUGAACCUGUCCCUGAUGUACAGCAACCGCGCUGCAUGUCACCUGAAGACAGGGGACCUCCCCGCCACUGUACGGGACUGCACCACCUCCCUUGAUAUCAUACCCCAUAUGGUGAAACCCCUUGUCAGGAGGGCCAGUGCGUAUGAGCAUCUAGAGAGGUAUAAGCUAGCCUACAGAGACUAUCGCCAUGUGUUGUUGCUGGACAGUCGGGUAGAGCAGGCUCAUCUUGGAACUAAAAGAUGUCAGGGCUAUUUGACUGAAAAAGAUGGACCUCACUGGAGGGCAAACGUUGAGCUACCAAAAGUGAAUCCUACAGAAAUACCUGACAUAGUAGGUCUAGAUGGAAAGUCUACCUCACAGAUGGUUUAUCCAUCACUUACUCCCAGCCAAUCAGAUCAGGACUUUGCCAGCACUGCUCAGCUAUUGGCUAGCUCUCAAACAUCCAGCCACCAAUCAGAUUCCAGUUUAGAAAUAAACAGCAAAUCAGAUGUGAGCUCAGAAACAAAUAGCCAAUCAAAUGCAACCACAGGUUCUGGUGACAGCAGGGAUGCCCAAAAGGAAGUUCAAAAACUGUCAACUCAGGAGUUGUUUGAGAAGCUGAAAGCAGAAGGAAAUGAAUUAGUGAAACAGGGCAUGUUCAAGGAGGCUAUAGUCCUGUACACGCAAUGUGAUGAGACCCUGCCCAACCAGACAGUCGUCUACACCAACAGGGCCCUCUGCUACAUCAGGAACAACCAGGCCAAAGAGGCAGAGGGGGACUGUACAAGGGCGUUGGCACUGGAAAAGGACAAUGUUAAGGCCCUGUUCAGACGAGCGCAGGCUAGAAAGAUAUUGAAGAAGCACCGAGAGGGCGUAGAGGACCUGAGCCAUCUACUGAAGGUGGACCCCAAGAAUACCGCGGCAAAGCAGGAGAUGGAAGUGCUCAAGAACUACUGGAGGGAGGAGCUUCAGCAAAUGAAAAAUAAAAAAUCAGAUUUACGAGACAGGAAGGAAGAUCUGGAAAAAGAAACCAAGCCUUUGGCAGCUGAAAAUAAGCCCCGAAAGCGCAUUGUGAUAAAGGAAGUAGAAAGCGAUGAAGAGUCAGGGCAGACAGCUGGUAAAGAAACUGCAAAACCACCCUGUCAAACAUCUAAACAAACAUUGAAACAAUCAUCACAACCUGACAAAUCCCAAACAAAAGCAACAGGAGUGAAAUCAGCUGCAGAUCCCAGCAAAGAAGAAAAGCCAAAACAAAUCAGCAAGACACAGUCACAGCCACCAAAAACUGAGCCAAAGCCUGUCCCUGUCAGCAAAACUGCCAAGAAAUCUUCGAAGAUAAAAGAAACGUCCACAGGGUUUCCUUCAGCUCCCAGGACGGCUCCAAAGUUGGAGAAAGCCACGCCAUAUGAGUUUAUAUCGGCCUGGAAUGCCUUGAAGAAGGCUGAGUCCGUGCAGCCAUACUAUGAUCUCCUGAAGCAGAUCAACCCUGCUGAUAUAAAAACUGUGAUUUCCAACAAACUGGACGACUCAAUGCUGAAAGUGAUAACAAGAUGUGUUGCCGAGCAUUUUCUUCCAAAUGAUGAAAGGGAGGAGAGUUUUGCCAUUCUGAAGCACUUAUCCACUGUCCCGCGGUUUGGAACUGUGUGUAUGUUCAUGUCAGAAAACGAGAAAACAGUUGUACGACACAUUUUGACUGACUUGGAGACGUCACCUGCCACUGGGUUUACAGCAUCUGAUGUAACGAGCCUUAGGACAGCAUAUGGUGUUUAAGGAACUUUAGUAUGAGCAACGAUCUGGUAAAACUGGGCUUAAUGCAUGUGCGUUAAGUGUCUUAAAGUAUGCGCAGGCUAAUCAAGUACUACAUUUUCCGCCUAGACUGAAUUUUCAUUUCGAAGACUGCCUUCAAUGGACUGCAUAGGCUAAUCUUGGAUGGCACUUUUUGCACAUGCAUUAAGCCCUGUUUUCCCAGAGUUCAGCUCAGUAUAAUAAACAAGAGUUGACCUAUGACAUGCUUACAUGGAUCUUUUGCCAUAUGUGACUGGCGUAGCUCCAGAACAGCCUGCAUGUUUGGAGCUACUCAAAGAUGACUUGAGUCAUUUUCUGAGAAAACUGGGCAUAAUGCAUGUGCGAAAAGUGUCGUCCCAGAUUAACCUGUGCAGUCUGCACCGGCUAAUCAGGGACAACACUUUCCGCCUAAAUUGGAUUUUUGCUAAGAAGAGACUUCAUUUAAAUGAAAUAUGACUAUAUAAAAGCGAAAAGUGUCGUCCCUGAUUAGCCUGUGCUGACUGCACAGGCUUAUCUGGGACAACACUUUACGCACAUGCAUUAUGCCCAGUUUUCUCAGAGUGUGACUCACUUUAUAGUGGACAGGAUAGCUCCUGAACAGGCUGCGUACAUGUAUGAGAUUUCAUGUGGCCAUAUUCUGCAUGAUGUAACAGGCUGCGUACAUGUACGAGAUUUCAUGUGGCCAUAUCCUGUGUGAUGUAACAGGCUACGUACAUGUAUGAGAUUUCAUGUGGCCAUAUCCUGCAUGAUGUAACAGGCUGCGUACAUGUAUGAGAUUUCAUGUGGCCAUAUCCUGCAUGAUGUAACAGGCUGCGUACAUGUAUGAGAUUUCAUGUGGCCAUAUCCUGCAUGAUGUUACAGGCUGCGUACAUGUAUGAGAUUUCAUGUGGCCAUAUCCUGCAUGAUGUUACAGGCUGCGUACAUGUAUGAGAUUUCAUGUGGCCAUAUCCUGCAAGAUGUAACAGGCUGCGUACAUGUAUGAGAUUUCAUGUGGCCAUAUCCUGCAUGAUGUAACAGGCUGUGUACAUGUAUGAGAUUUCAUGUGGCCAUAUCCUGCAUGAUGUAACAGGCUGCGUACUUGUAUGAGAUUUCAUGUGGCCAUAUCCUGCAUGAUGUUACAGGCUGCGUACUUGUAUGAGAUUUUAUGUGGCCAUAUCCUGCAUAAUGUAACAGGCUGCGUACAUGUAUGAGAUUUCAUGUGGCCAUAUCCUGCAUGAUGUAACAGGCUGCGUACAUGUAUGAGAUUUCAUGUGGCCAUAUCCUGCAUGAUGUAACAGGCUACGUACAUGUAUGAGAUUUCAUGUGGCCAUCUCCUGCAUGAUGUAACAGGCUGCGUACAUGUAUGAGAUUUCAUGUGGCCAUAUCCUGCAUGAUGUUACAGGCUGCGUACAUGUAUGAGAUUUCAUGUGGCCAUAUCCUGUGUGAUGUAACAGGCUGCGUACAUGUAUGAGAUUUCAUGUGGCCAUAUCCUGUGUGAUGUAACAGGCUGCGUACAUGUAUGAGAUUUCAUGUGGCCAUAUCCUGCAUGAUGUAACAGCCUGCGUACAUGUAUGAGAUUUCAUGUGGCAAUAUCCUGCGUGAUGCAACAGGCUGCGUACUUGUAUGAGAUUUCAUAUGGCCAUAUCCUGCAUGAUGUAUAUUUGUCAGUUAUACUAUUUAAUGGUAAUUUAAAGAGUUUCAUGAACAAAUUAAAAUCAUUUCAUUAUAUUUUAUUGAUUAGCAUUUGUUUAAUAAUAUUUGCAAAGGAUAACAUUAAAAAUGAUUUAAGCUACUGUUUUAAAUGAAGUUUGAUCUUGCUUUAAAUUAUCUUGGCAUUAUUAUGCAAUUAUCAUGGUUUAAUCAACCUUAAUCUUUUUUAUGCUCCCCCAAAAUUUAUUUUGGGGGGAGCAUAUAGUUGCCGCUUCGUCUGUCCGUCCGUGCACAAUUUUUGUCCGGGCUAUUUCUCAGCAACUAAUGACCGGAAUUCAAUGAAACUUUAUGGGAAGCUUCACUAUCAAGAGGGGAUGUGCAUAUUAUCAGCGGGAUUUGGUCGGAUGAUUUUUCACAGAGUUAUGGCCCUUUGAAAUUUUCUAUAAAAUAAGUUCUUGUCCCUCCACCUACUGUGCCCUCAAGACGUUUCCUUUUAUCUGAAUAUAUAGUGCAAUAUUGUGACCAAAAAAACCUUUGGGGAGCAUCACCCGUCUCUGACGGUUUCUUGUUCUUUCUGUUGCAUAUUUGGUGUUUUGUUUGUGCUUUUUUGACAACCAAAAGUGGAAUAUACUACAGUCCGAAACCCGAUGGCUCGAACUAGCCUGCCUCGAAUUUCCGAUGGCUCGAACUGUUGAUCAUCAACACACUGAUUUUUUAUUGCUAUAUAUUCAUAUAAAAUGUUGCUGGAUGGCUUGAAUUCACGAGGCUCAAAUUAUCGGAUGGCUCGAACUGUUUUCACAGUCCCGGUCACAAGUUUCACACAUUCUUUUGUUCAGACGGCUUGAACUCGCUUCGGGUCGCAUAAACUGUUAAUUGAUUAGCCUUAGGACAGCUAGAUGAAAGGCACUGGUUGCAAAUAUGUCAUCAACUACAUUGUUAAUUGAUUUUAGUAAAAGAUGACAUUAAAUGAAAUAAAUAUUGGUACAUAAAGUAUAAGAGUAUUUAUUUGGUUCUUAUUAAUUCAAAAGCAGAAAGUUUUACGAAGUAAUACAGAGUUUAAGCAAAAUGUGUACUCUUCAACUGGAGGUGAAAAUAUUCAUAAACAAAAAUCUAUUAGAAAUCGGAUGGCUCGAAUUCUGGAUGGCUCGAACUUCUGUUGCAGAGUUUGAGCCAUUGGGUUUUGACUGUAUAUAUUGAUUCCCUGAUCCACCCACUCCUAUAUAGUGCUCAACAAUAGAACCACGCUCUCUGAAAACUUGGCUUAAUGCAUGUGGGUAGUGAUUUUCAAGAUUAGUCUGUGCAGUCCACACAUGCUUAUCAGGGACGACACUUUCAGCUUGUCUGGUUCUUAUUGUUUUAAGGAAGUCUCUUCUUAGGUGGAAAGUGUCUCAUUGUGUUGGCCUGUGCAGUCUGCACAGGCUCAUCUGGGACAACACUUUACGUACAUGUAUUAAGACCAGUUUUCACAGAACACUGCUCAUUAGAAUUCAAAUGAAUAAAUAAAGCAUAGACUGUGGUACAUAAAGGACAGUGAGAAGUGCUAUGAACAAGGACCACAACUCGAUAUUUUCAGACUUAUUGCCCUUUGUUGAACAUGCAUAUUUCAAAACACACCCCAGGAAACAUGAAAACAAGUGUUAUUCUCAUAAAGAAUACUUCUUACUUGAUACAUUUUGCACAUUCAUACACCAACUGUAUAUCCAUAUUAUGUUGCUAAUCAAUGCUGUCAAAACCAAUGAUAAAUUGCACGCAUAUUUGUGUUCAGUGCUUAGUUUAUUGUGCUAUUAUUGUAUUUGCAUAUGUUGUGAUUUUUGUUAAUGGAUACAAUAACAUUUAAUGCAAUUGUUGUGUGGGAGAGGCACUUCAUUUUCUAUUAUUUUGAAGGUGUUAAAUACAAAACUGUAUUAUGUUAUUUUUUCAUCAAAAGAUUUAGUCAGAUAUAGUUAAAUCAUAAUUCAUGAAAGGCGCAGUAUUUUUGUUUUGACACAAAAUUAUAAUUGUUAAUUAAAUAAUUAUUUAAGAUUAAAUUUAUCUGUAAAAGUUCUUUGUUGAUGACAAAAUACACUGUAUCUUGGUAAUGUUAAUAUUGAUAUUUGAAGUCACUGUGGGAAAACUAGUUUUUAUGCAUGUGCAUUAUGUCCUCCCAGGUCAGCCUGUGAAGUCCACACAGGCUAAUAAGGGAUGAUACUUUCCGCCUUAAACUUUUUUUGCUAAGAGGAGACUUCCUCUUCAAGAAAAAUACAAUAAAAAGGACAAGGCUGAUUAGCCUGUGGGAACUGCGCAGGCUAAUCUGGGACAAUAAUUUACAUGCAUGCAUUUAACCCCCGUUUCCCAUAUUGAAGCUUAUUUAUUAUUGGGUUUAUGAAUCAGUGUCAUCACAUUUAGGUGUCAUUUUUUCAAGUGCAUGCAUACACUGAGUAUGUUGUUAAUCAUCACUUUUAUCAUGUGUGGCAAUAAAUGCUCUAAAGGUGUUUGCUUUAAGUUUGAUUUGAAUGAAAGUUCUGUGUUGUGUUCAUAUGUUUUUCUUAAUAACAUGACAAAUUAUAUAAAUAGGAAUACAUGUAUUACCAAAUUUAUGUUCAGAGUUUUAUUCAAGUCAUACCAAAGACAUGCUAUUCUCUAUAGAACAAGAUUUAAGAUAAUUGAUUUAAACACAUUUUUAUUAAUAAAAAGUUUUACUUAAAUUUGACCAUCAAGUUUUUGUAUUAUGCAAUUUGAAACAUGCAUGUGAAAUUUAAUUUGUAUGUAUAACAUAACAUUGUUUGCUAUGAAAUCUAAUUGUUUGUAUUUGCUUUUGAAAAAUAAAUCUUUUUUUAUAGACCACAUUAUUGUAUGGUUGAAGAUUAAAGAGCGAAGCGCAAUAAGGCAAGUCAUUGGGAUGCAUUAGUAUUUAUGACCUAUGUAUUUGACUGUUACCAAAAUGGUGCAUAUCAUAUUUGUAUGAUGGGUGGAAACAAAUGCUUAAGUGAUCUAUGAUGUUUGGAUGUUUCUGUUGUAUAACAAUAUUGGAGUAAAAACUGAAACUUA
Messenger RNA from Dreissena polymorpha, 8431 nucleotides. RefSeq names its product sperm-associated antigen 1-like. Gene Ontology annotation, cellular component: cytosol; mitochondrion. The record is from RefSeq and is a predicted model, not a curated record. NCBI's taxonomy places the organism in Eukaryota, Metazoa, Mollusca, Bivalvia, Myida, Dreissenidae. The transcript is spliced from 22 exons. Bases 137 to 3760 code for a protein of 1207 amino acids. Gene Ontology annotation, molecular function: heat shock protein binding.